Anastrepha obliqua is the source of this 2328-nucleotide messenger RNA. Its product is annotated as organic cation transporter protein. Bases 76 to 1920 code for a protein of 614 amino acids. NCBI's taxonomy places the organism in Eukaryota, Metazoa, Arthropoda, Insecta, Diptera, Tephritidae. Gene Ontology annotation, biological process: transmembrane transport. Gene Ontology annotation, cellular component: membrane. Gene Ontology annotation, molecular function: transmembrane transporter activity. The transcript is spliced from 11 exons. The record is from RefSeq and is a predicted model, not a curated record.
UUAAAAGAAACAUAAGUGGGGAAAAGUGAUAAAUAAACAUUUUUAAUUGGAAAGAAAUUAAACUUAACAACAAUCAUGGAUUUCGAUCAGAUAUUGGAAGAAAUCGGAGAGUUCGGUCGAUAUCAAAAGACCAAUUAUUUACUUAUUUGUUUGCCGGUAAUGUUUGCGGCAGCGAAUAGCUUGUCGUAUGUGUUCACCGCCGGCGUGCCGUCCUACAGAUGCUUGAUUCCACAGUGCGAUGAUCCAAUCGCACCACAAUUGCACGCACCUUGGCUAGCCAAUGCCACGCCUGGCAGUUACGACAAAAAAGGACGCUUUACGCCGGAGAAUUGUUAUCGGUACCGAGCAAAUGAUACCCUAGCAUUUUUCGCCAAUAUAAGUCAGGUAAACGAAUGCCCGAAGAAUGCUUUCGAUCAUAACUGCCGUGAACGCUGCAACGUGUGGGUGUAUGAUGAUCAGGAGCGGACCAUUGUGCAAGAAUGGCAGUUGACCUGCAAGGAAAACGCCUGGAAGCUGGCCUUUGUGGGUACUAUGCAUUUUGCCGGUCUCGUUGUUGGCACAGCAGUCUCCGGAUACCUGGCUGAUCGUUUCGGCCGUAAAAAUAUAUUUAUAUUUUGUAGUGUUUUCAUGGCUAUCACCGGUAUUGCCCAAGGCCUAGCCUGGGACUACAAUAGUUUCCUGGUUUUUGCCUUUCUCAAUGCAAUAGGCACAUCUGGCGUAUAUCCAUUGGCUUUCAUUAUCGGCGUAGAAAUGGUUGGGCCUAGCAUGCGCGAAAUGUCUUCGAUCGUGCUCAACUACUUUUAUGCCGUUGGAGAAGCCUUGGUGGGUGCUACUGCAUGGUUCCUGCAAGAUUGGCAGCUACUACAAUAUGCACUUUCCGUACCGCCGCUCUUCUUCAUCCUCUAUUACUGGAUCGUUCCGGAGUCGGUGCGUUGGCUAAUCGCACGAAAUGAACGCGAAAAAGCAGGGGUAAUUAUAAAACGCGCAGCUGCUGUAAAUAAGCGGGAGCUCUCCUUGGCGUUGUUGGCUAGCUUCAAGAUGGAAAAUUGUGUACCGCCACCAACACCUGUGAAAACGGCACAGGCGAAUGCCAUAGAUAAAUGUUUAGAUCUGGAGAAAUUAAAGGAAAAUGGUGAGGUGGGUAAAAAUGAAAUCUGGCAAGCGGUACGCGAAAUAUUCAAGGCCAAAACUCUGUUGCUGCGCUACAUAAUAAUGCUUUACAUUUGGGCUAUAAACGCGGUGGUCUUCUAUGGGCUCUCAUUGAAUUCAACGAAUCUAAGCGGCAAUAAGUACUUGAAUUUCGUUUUAGUUUGCCUCAUCGAAAUUCCCGGAUACACGCUAGCUUGGAUAUCACUGCGAAGGUUAGGUCGGCGCAUCGCUCUGUCAGGUUCGCUGUUUCUCUGUGCCAUCACCUGCGUAGCUGGCGGUUAUAUAACGAAAGUGCAAACUAACUUGGAGACACGUUCCACCUGGGCCAUUGUGACACUUUUUCUCAUUGGAAAAUUGGGAAUCACGUCAUCGUUUGCUGUGAUUUACACGUAUACAGCGGAAAUGAUGCCCACGCUAAUACGGAGUGGUGGGGUUGGAGUGAUGUCGACGUUUGCACGUUUUGGCGCAAUGCUCGCACCGUUUGUGCCGCUUUUGGGUGCGUAUUAUGAGGCCUUACCUUUAUUAUUAUUCGGUGCAGCAUCCUUAUCAGCGGGCAUUUUAGGACUGCUGUUGCCAGAAACAUUCCGCAAAAAGUUACCUGAUUCGGUGGCGGAAGCAAAACAACUGGGCGAAGAUAAACAUGAUAAGAAACCAUCGAGUACAAUUGUGUUGGACGAGCGACCAGGCGCUGGCGCUGGCGAAGAUGGAGACAGCGCGAAUAGUAGCGAUGAAGUACAACAGAAUACCAACGCGCGGCAAACUGAGCCAUAACUGCGACUAAUAAUAAGUUUUGCAAACUUUGUGUUAGAGUAUUAUAAGUUCUUUAAGAUAUAUAAAAAAAACUUACGCUAUACAGAUUUGUAUGGAGCACCACCAGUGUGUCUGCUUGUUCAUGCAUUAUUGCCAAUUAUUGUUUUUUACGCGCUUUUGAUAUUUAGUAAUUGUUAAGCUUAGUGUUGAUAGUAUUUAAAAAGAAGCAACUACAUAUUUUACAUAUGAAAAUUAAAAAAAAAUAAUUGGCUAUUAAAAAUUGUUAUAUUGCACUUGUGAUGAGUGUCUGUAAUUAUUUAAAACUUUAAUUAGUUCAAGAGAAAAUUUGAAUGUCGCUUAAAGCUCGAUGGAUGAUUCAAUGUUGCCGUUGCGAUUCUAUUUUCUUGAAAAUAAAACAACCAAAUAAUA